This is a messenger RNA of Trametes versicolor FP-101664 SS1, 1212 nucleotides long. RefSeq lists its product as uncharacterized. The transcript has 7 exons. Gene Ontology annotation, molecular function: stearoyl-CoA 9-desaturase activity; iron ion binding; heme binding. Lineage: Eukaryota; Fungi; Basidiomycota; Agaricomycetes; Polyporales; Polyporaceae. Gene Ontology annotation, cellular component: endoplasmic reticulum membrane. The record is from RefSeq and is a predicted model, not a curated record. Gene Ontology annotation, biological process: unsaturated fatty acid biosynthetic process. The coding region runs from base 1 to 1212 and encodes 403 amino acids.
AUGAAGGACAUCCUGAGCCGGGUGCGCUGGUUCAAUCUCGCGAUAUUGACCGUUACGCCUGGCAUAUGGAUUUACGGCACGCGUACGACACCGCUGCGCACGGAAACGUUGCUGUGGUCGAUGGCGUACUACGUCUUCACAAUGAUAGGUAUCACAGCCGGGUACCACAGGUUGUGGUCGCAUCGAUCGUACAACGCCUCUCGGAUCCUGCAGUAUCUCUUGGUCGUGAUGGGGGCCAGUGCAGUACAGGGGUCGGUCUACUGGUGGGCGCGAGGCCAUCGCUCGCACCAUCGAUAUACCGACACCCCGCUCGACCCGUACAACGCGAAGCGCGGAUUCCUCUACAGCCACAUCGGCUGGAUGCUCGUCAAGCCCGCCGUGAGGCCAGGGCACGCCGACAUCAGCGACCUGCAGAAGAACGACAUCGUGCAGUGGCAGCACCGGCAUUACUUCGCUCUCAUCGCUGUGGUUGGGUACAUCCUCCCCACGGUCGUGGCCGGGCUUGGCUGGGGAGAUUGGUGGGGUGGCUGGUUUUACGCAGCGAUGAUGAGGAUAACACUCGCGCACCAUUCCACCUUCUGCAUUAAUUCUGUCGCGCAUCACCUGGGCGAAAGCCCCUUUGACGACCGGAAGUCGGCGCGAGACCACUUCUUCUCAGCGCUGCUCACGAUGGGCGAGGGGUAUCAUAACUUCCACCACCAAUUCCCGAUGGACUACCGAAAUGCGCGAAAGUGCUAUCAGUACGACCCGACGAAGUGGUUCAUUGCGUCAUGCGCCGCGGUCGGCCUCGCGUCAAAUCUGCGUGUGUUUCCGGAAAAUGAGAUCAGCAAGAGCGAGCUCACGAUGGAGCUGAAGCGUUUGAAGGGCGAGCAGGACCGCAUUCGGUGGCCGCCCAAGCUGGAGGAGCUGCCAGUCGUUGACUGGGAGACGUUCCAAUGGCAGUCAGAAAAACGUAGGCUGGUGAUCGUGUCCGGGUUCAUACACGACGUUGGCGAUUUUCUCGACAAACACCCAGGCGGGGAGCGACUAUUGCUGAAGAAAGUCGGCAAGGACGCCACCGCAGCAUUUUGCGGAGGUGUGUACGACCACGGCAACGCAGCACACAACCUGCUGUCGAUGAUGCGAGUAGGUAUCCUUCUCGGCGGGGUCGAGCACGUGAACACCGUCGCUCCCGGCGAGCGACUGCGCAUCGUCGAGCGUAUAUUCGAAUAA